Rhagoletis zephyria (snowberry fruit fly) is the source of this 630-nucleotide messenger RNA. RefSeq lists its product as uncharacterized. The record is from RefSeq and is a predicted model, not a curated record. Gene Ontology annotation, cellular component: membrane. Gene Ontology annotation, biological process: sensory perception of taste. NCBI's taxonomy places the organism in Eukaryota, Metazoa, Arthropoda, Insecta, Diptera, Tephritidae.
AUGUCCGUUGCGUGUCGGUCGUUCAAAAAACUAUUCAACGUCGAUGAUUUUUACAAAUCUGUGCAACCGCUUAUACUUUCAUCAAAUCUUCUCGGCCUCACACCUUUUGUGCUGGCAACAGAUCAGCAGGGUCGGAAAUCUUUGCAAAUUUCACGUCGCACAUAUUUUUUUGUGCUUUUGAUUUUAGCUGUCUAUUUCUAUUGCUGUUAUUAUAUAGCUUAUUGCCAAGAUACCUUCGUUGGUGCCUUCCUGAAUACGGACAUUAGUAAUGGCGGUGAUAAAUGUAUACUGAUGGGUAGUGGUGUUGCGGCGAUGGCGGUUCUAAAUUCAAAUGUUUUACGAAAACAACGUCUUUUCUGGGCUCUGCAAUAUUUUCAGCAAAUUGAUGAGCAUUUUCAACGAAUAGGUGUACACUGGAAUUAUACGAAUAUCCGACGUCAAGCAUUUUGCAUGCUCCUCAUUGGCGGUUGUACUCUUAAUAUGUAUAUCAUGCUGGACCAGCUUGGGUGUUCAUCCUCCAUGGCCGCCGGUGUUUGUUGGUUUGAAUCAAUUGAUUGGGAUAUGCUUAACGAUUUCGCUUUUCGUCUUCCUCUUGCUCUCGACAAGCGUGAGAAUGCAGGCUUUGAAUAA